AUGCUCAGGUUGGUGCAUAUUGCUAGAGAGGUUUUUAUUUCUUCUUGGGAAAAUGCAUGUGAUCAGCACAGGGCCAAUCAGCACUGUGCAGACAGAGGUCAGGGGUACUGCAUCCUCCUAGAGCAGAAUGUAAAACUCCUACGAGCUUUAACAUGUGCUCUGCUGGACACUGAUAGAAGUCACAAGACUGCUCUAACUGCUGAUGAGGAAAUGUAUUUGGUAGUUUAUAUUUACUAAAAUAAUUGUGUUUCCAUGUUAUGUAUACUGUGGGAGACCAGAUAUAGUGAAUGCAGGGUCCUGGG
Molecule: messenger RNA, 302 nt
Organism: Staurois parvus
Lineage: Eukaryota; Metazoa; Chordata; Amphibia; Anura; Ranidae
Source: the annotation of a GenBank genome assembly